This is a messenger RNA of Cadophora gregata, 1120 nucleotides long. RefSeq lists its product as uncharacterized. The transcript is spliced from 3 exons. NCBI's taxonomy places the organism in Eukaryota, Fungi, Ascomycota, Leotiomycetes, Helotiales, Ploettnerulaceae. The record is from RefSeq and is a predicted model, not a curated record. Bases 301 to 615 code for a protein of 104 amino acids.
UCCGAAAUCUCGUUCAGGAAAUAUACCGAGAGUUUCUUGGUGAGCUGCUGCCCCUCUCUUUAACACUGGAGACUUCGUCGUGUGACGGGAAUAUUUGGUUCUGCGCAAUUGCUCGCAGUCGAGAGUAAGAAACUGACUGGGAUAUGUCGAAUAUCCUGCAGAACGUUUCUAUUCUGAAUAAUACGAAGCAGCUACGAUCAACAUGAUGCCUCGAAUCGAUCCAGAAACUGUAAAGGUUAUUCGUGCAAGUGCAAAUGUGCAGCCUACUUGGAAGCGUGAGACAGAAGGUGCGACCACGUGAUGAAUAUCUUCAUAUCCACAAGGCGUCGUACUCGGUCCUUACCUCUGUAUACUUUAGCUCAAGAACUUGACGAGUGUUGUGAUCACCGAGCUGCGUGUAGGUCCCAUCUCAUCGGGAGCCCAUCGCUUAAGGGGACGCCGAACAAAACAUCACAACGUACCUCAAUCUACUCCACUACUUUUCUGCUAUUCCGCAAUCCCAGGGAUUCGAAAUUUAUGUUUCUGUGGAUUUCUGCAAUGUUUAGCCCCUUCGGAAGAAUUGGAGAGGGAGGGGCAGUCAGUUUCAGCAUGGGGAUCACCAAUGGUUAUUUGUAGUGUCUUGCGGGCACAUCAACAUAGCAUUGUAAGGCUAGCUACCGAUGAAAACGUCCAAGUCCUCCCAAAUCAAUGUCAUGACGAUGCGAACAAAAAUACAAACUCCCAGUCUAAACUAAACCACCAAUCUCCCCAAGUCCAAAUUUGGCUUCCCAUAAUCGUCAAUAUCUCUUUAUUCAAGGGUUGGAAUCGAUGAAAGGGAGAGAAACAGUUGGUUCUUUUUCACCAGCUCGCAAAUCCCGAUAUCACGCAUUAACGAGCCAUCCUGGUAUGCCGCUUCCAAAGACAUAUCUCAGGGGUCGUGUCAAUACCUUGAAGUUUCUUCUAUUGAGACGUCUGCCUUGCUGGUGUUUGAAGAUUUUGUGGCCAAGACAGCAGAACCCAUCCCCCGUAUCUGCCGAUCAAAGCAACAUGAAAGAAAAAAAGCUCACAAUCAGUAUGUGAACAGACCUUGGAAAUUGUUACCCAGUGACAAUGAGCCUUGAAAAAUUAUAAGCGCUGUUCU